Molecule: messenger RNA, 1065 nt
Organism: Ylistrum balloti
Lineage: Eukaryota; Metazoa; Mollusca; Bivalvia; Pectinida; Pectinidae
Product: somatostatin receptor type 4-like
Exons: 3
Coding region: 1-1065 (354 amino acids)
Biological process (GO): G protein-coupled receptor signaling pathway
Cellular component (GO): membrane
Molecular function (GO): peptide binding; neuropeptide Y receptor activity
Source: RefSeq, a predicted model, not a curated record
AUGGGAUCUUUGAUUGUUGAUCCACGUACCAACAAAACUGUGUUUACAUUCUUCUCGGAAUUCGGCGAGGAAUGGUCAGGUCAAGCUGCAGUCGAGGCUCUCGUGUUAGGCGUUAUCAUGGUGUUUGCUUUCAUCGGAAACGGAAUGGUAGUGUGGGCAGUAUACAGAAAUCCGAAGAUGAGGAAAACUACCAACUACUUUAUAUGUAACCUGGCUGUAGCUGACCUCGUGUUUGCUAUGUGGAUCCCAUUCAUCAUGGUUACCCGUGUUACCCAAAGGUGGGUAUUUGGGAACGUUGUGUGCAAGUUGGUCACUUAUGUUCAAUUCGUUUCCGGAAUAUCCUCCAUAUUAACGUUAAUGAUGAUCAGCAUUGAACGUUUCUUCAGUAUUUGUCUGCUGGCAAGUAAAAAGAUGACGAAAGAAAUUGCCGGUUUCGUGAUACUUGGAAUAUGGGUGCUCUCGUCCAGUUUUCCGAUACCCAUUGCCUGGGCACAAUUGGAGCGAGAGCUGGUCCUUGAUGACGUCACUUUAACCUACUGUGGAAUAAUGUGGCCGGAACACUUCCAUAUUGAUGUAUAUCUCUCGUUCAUGGUCACGUUUUUCUUCAUCGCCCCUCUUAUGAUUAUAAUUAUAAACUAUUAUAAGAUUUUCAAGUUUGUACGGAGAUCUUUGCGACGCACUGGACGACUAACAAGAUCAGAACUCAGAACGAGACGGAAACUUCGACUCACCAAAAUGUUUGUCGCGAUUGUAGUAUCUUUUGUAUUGAUGUGGUCGCCAUUUUUUGUUGUCAGUUUUCUUGCCGUGUACUUAAAUUCUAUUUCAUCGACAAAAUUCACCAUUACCAUCAUAUUAGCUUUAGCAAAUACGGGUCAGAAUCCUAUUAUAUAUGGUUUCUUUAACAAAGCAUUCCGGAAGGAAUUUAAAAACAUUUUCCAUUGUGAAGGUCAACUGAAACCUGCUGAAAUUACCGAAGUUAGCAAGAAGUACGUCGCCACGAGCGAAACAUCAAAAUAUAUUGGUACUGGCACAGAAGUCUCUGCAGGCACAAGCCAGACAGUGUAA